Molecule: messenger RNA, 1141 nt
Organism: Lipotes vexillifer (Yangtze River dolphin)
Lineage: Eukaryota; Metazoa; Chordata; Mammalia; Artiodactyla; Lipotidae
Gene: HPF1
Product: histone PARylation factor 1
Exons: 8
Coding region: 1-1041 (346 amino acids)
Biological process (GO): DNA damage response; regulation of protein ADP-ribosylation
Cellular component (GO): nucleus
Molecular function (GO): histone binding; poly-ADP-D-ribose binding
Source: RefSeq, a predicted model, not a curated record
AUGGUGGGCGGCGGCGGGAAGCGCAGGCCCGGCGGGGAGGGGCCGCAGUGUGAAAAAGCGGCCGCCGUGAAGAAGGGUAGAUGCUGCGACGCCGACGUGCCCAGUGGCCUUCGAAAAGCAGUAGAAAGUCACUACAGGCUUGCUCUGCCUGAAGAUUUCUAUCACUUCUGGAGGUUCUGUGAAGGGCUUGAUCCUGAACAGCCAGCUGAUUCACUUUCUGCAAGCCUUGGACUCCGAUUAGUGGGUCCUUAUGAUAUCCUUGCCGGAAGACAUAAAAUGAAGAAAAAGUCAGCAAGCCUGAACUUUAACCUUCACUGGAGAUUUUACUAUGAUCCUCCUGAGUUCCAGACCAUUAUUAUUGGAGAUUGUAAAACUGAGUUCCACAUGGGCUAUUUCAGGGAUUCUCCUGAUGAACUUCCUGUAUUUGUCGCUACAAAUGAAGCAAAGAAAAAUUGUAUAAUUGUUCAAAAUGGAGAUAAUGUGUUUGCUGCAGUCAAAUUAUUUUUGAUGAAAAAACUUAAAGAAGUAACAGAUAAAAAGAAAACUAGUCUCUUGAAAACCAUAGAUGAGAAACUCACAGAAGCAGCCAGAGAACUGGGGUUCUCACUGGAACAGAGAACCGUGAAGAUGAAACAGAGAGAUAAGAAAGUCGUGACAAAGACCUUUCAUGGGGCAGGCUUGGUUGUCCCAGUAGAUAAAAAUGAUGUGGGAUACAGAGAGCUCCCUGAAACGGAUGCCAGUCUCCGGAGAAUCUGCAAGACAAUCGUGGAGGCCCCCAGUGAUGCUGAGAGACUCAAAGCUUUUGCUCCUGUUCAGGAAAUGAUGACUUACGUGCAGUUUGCUAACGAUGAGUGCGAUUAUGGGAUGGGGCUGGAGCUGGGGAUGGACCUCUUCUGCCACGGUUCCCACUAUUUUCAUAAAGUUGCUGGCCAGCUUUUACCUCUUGCGUAUAAUCUGUUGAAGAGGAAUCUCUUUGCAGAAAUUAUUGAAGCUCACCUGGCGGACAGAAGCAGAGAGGACGUGGACCAGCUUGCAGCAUGAGUGGGAGGUGCCUCUCUUGGGCAAACAGUAUUUCAGAGCUUCAGUAUGAAACAUGAUGUUUUCUUUUAAGGAGUACAGAAAAUAAAUGGACAGAAACAUU